AACCAGCAACCUUCUUUGUCUGUCCUUUCGUGAGAGAUCUCCGAUAGAAAGACUAUAAUGGGGGGCAUUGAUAUCUCGGCGUUUGCCGAUUGCAGCGUGGCCGUCAACCACAACUUUGGCAUCCCUUUGAGUGUCGUCGUUUUUUUGUACGCAGUCGUUGCGGUGUACACAACCCUUGUUCUGGGAACGCCCCGCAAUCUGAAGGAACUCGGGCUGCGUCCACACGGGGAAAAUCUGUGGGGAUGGUGGUGGAGCUACAACAUCAACGCACGGAACGGGCCGUCCGGGAUUUCCGGAUACGAUCCAAUCCUGGGCUCCUUCGAUCCCUCGAGUCGGACCGCCUUUCACGUCGCUGCCGUCCUGGCUCUGUGGGCGUCUGUCUUGCGCGCCGGUGUCUUCUUCGGUGGGGACGACCAGGGCGAGCUUAGUGUCUGCAAAACAUUCUACGACGACGCCGUGCCCUCGGCAUUCCUGGCCCUCGGUGUGUACGCGUUCGCGAUCGGUUUUGCGGUUCACUAUUUUCUUCCGGGGGUGAGCAAGCCGGGAGGCCCGCGCCCGCACAAGAUUCCCAGGAGCCCAAAGUGGAAGGACGGCCGGACCUCCAUACCAGAAGCGCAGCUGAAGGGGUGGACGUUCCUGACGGCCCAAAAAUCCCACCUGGCAACCUCGGAACAAUUCGGUUCGGAGACACUCUUGACGGGAGAACCCGCCGGUCGCCAAACCUGGUUCAACGUGCAACAAGGAACCGAAGAGUCGAAGAGCGAAAAAGGCCAAGAAAAAGCUAGCGGCGGAGGAGUUGGAGGCUUUAUUUCUAGCUUGCUGUCUCCGACCAAGAAUUCGAAAACCAACGAAGGAACGAACGACGUCGACGAGGCGCUUGUUCAGGAAUUGGCCCUCGGAGGGCGUCCCCACCCCGGGUUCGAACCAUCGGUCAAUCCCAAUACAAACGACCAGAUCUUCCGCGCGCAGCAAAUCCGCAACUAUCUUCGCGACUACGAGAAGAAAACCAAACUGGCGAAGAGCGGGGAUAGCAAUGAAAUAUUGCCAUCGCCGCCCCCCGACAUGUCGUCCAGUCCCACUACCAUCGAAGAAUGCUGCCGAAAGGCAGUACAGUUCUACAACAUGCUGGUGUGCGAGGACGGCCACUGGGCCGCCGACUACGGCGGUCCCCACUUUUUGCUACCGGGAUUGAUCGUAACCUGGUACGUCAUGAACCGGCCCUCGAAGCUGAUCGACGAAAAGCAGGCCCAGAUGAUGGCCCACUACAUCCGCGUCCACCAACAGCUCGACGGAGGAUGGGGCAGCCACAUCGAGUCGCCAUCCACCAUGUUUGGAAGCGUGUUGAUGUACGUUGCUCUGAGGCUUCUGGGAGCCGAUAAGGACGACGAAGCCUGCGUCAAGGCAAGGUCGUUCAUGGACGAGCACGGAGGGGCACUCUACACGUCGAGCUGGUCCAAGUUUUAUUUAUGCCUGCUGGGGGUCAUGGAUUGGAAAGGUCACAACUCAGUUCCUCCGGAAAUGUGGAUGCUUCCCAACUGGAUUCCUUUCCAUCCCGGACGAAUGUGGUGCCACGCCCGGAUGGUAUACCUGCCUAUGGGUUACCUCUACGGCUCGCGAUUCGUCUACGCGAAGGUCGACUCCGAUCCGUUGAUUGCAGAACUGCGAACGGAAUUGUACCCAGGAAAAUCCUACGACUCGAUUCCAUGGAUCAAGACCCGGCAUCUCAUUGCGGUUACCGACAAUUACUCGCCUAUCCCGCUGGUGAUGAGACUCCUGCAAAACGCCCUAGCGAGGUACGAAAACUGGAGCUUGUUCGAUGGCUUUCGAAACUUUUUCCGGGCCCGGGGUUUGGAAUUUUCCAUGGAAUACAUGAAAGCGGAGGAUCUGCAGACGAAUUUCAUCGACAUUGGUCCCGUCAACAAGGUCUUGAACAUGCUGUCGAUGUACCACCACAGCGUUACGAAACCCGACGGAAGCGGCGAUGCCGAACUCCUCGUCGAGAAACACAUGGCCCGGGUUCGCGAUUACCUGUGGGUCGCGGAAGACGGAAUGAAGAUGCAGGGAUACAACGGCAGCCAGUGCUGGGACACGAGCUUUGCCAUCCAAGCGAUGUGGGAGGCCGGCUUGCUGGACGAAUUCCCCGAGCUGACCCGCAAGGUAUGGGGUUACUUCGAGAGAACCCAGAUCCUGUCGACAGAGGUAUCCCAGUCGAGCCCCGCGUACGAGUUCGAGACCUGCGAGAACCGCAACAAGUUUUACCGCCACAUCUCGGAGGGCGGGUGGCCGUUUUCGACAUCGGCGCACGGCUGGCCGAUCAGCGACUGCACCGGAGAAGGCUUGAAAGCCACCCUGUGCCUGCUCAAGUCCAAAACCAUUCAGGAUGCCCUGAACGAAAAGGGGGACAACGGCGAUGGCGUUGCGUCCAUUUCGGACGAGCGUCUCUACAAGGCCGCUCACAUCUUGCUGACCUACCAGAACGAAGACGGUGGAUGGGCCACGUACGAAAACAAUCGCGGGUGGGGCUGGUACGAGCAAUUGAACCCUAGCGAGGUCUUUGGCGACAUCAUGAUCGACUACUCCUACGUGGAAUGCUCGAUGGCGUCCCUGACCGCUCUGGCGGACUUUGCGGAACACUUUCCCGACCACAGAGCCGACGACAUUCGCAGAAGCAUCGACAAGGGACGAUCGUUCCUGAAGAGCAUCCAGCGCGACGAUGGUUCGUGGUACGGGUCGUGGGCCUGCUGCUUCUGCUACGGAAUCUGGUUCGGAAUCGAGGGACUGGUCCGUUGCGGGGAGCCCACGGACUCGUCGUGCAUUGUCAGAGCCUGUCGCUACCUUUUGAAGCAGCAGAACCCGAACGGCGGCUGGGGAGAGGAUUUCACGUCGUGUUACGACAAGGACUACGCAAAGGAGGGAAUGAAGGCGUACGGAGACAGCGAGGGCAGUGGCGUCGUCAACACGGCGUGGGCGUUGAUGGCCCUGUCCUGCGCAAAGUGCGACGACGUCGAAGCCAUUCGCAGGGGCGUUCGGUACCUAAUGAAGCGASAGCUGCCCAGCGGCGAUUGGCCCCAGGAAGGAAUCAGCGGGGUCUUCAACCGCAGCAUUGGAAUCACCUAUACCGCCUAUCGCAACGUCUUCCCCAUCUGGGCCCUGGGACGGUGCCGCGAAGCUUAUGGAGAGGAAGCAUUGUCGGCAACGACCAACGGCGACGAAACGAAGGAAACGUCGUGAUCUCCUCUUUUUUUGAGACAUUCCAAAGACAAGGCUCCGGCCAUUCUACUAAAAGCAUAAUUCAACC
Molecule: messenger RNA, 3298 nt
Organism: Pseudo-nitzschia multistriata
Lineage: Eukaryota; Bacillariophyta; Bacillariophyceae; Bacillariales; Bacillariaceae
Source: the annotation of a GenBank genome assembly